AUGCGUUCCGCUCAAUUCCUUGCCCUCGCUAUGGCUGUCGCCACCUCCGAGGCCGUCUCUCAGGGCUUCAACUACGGUGCCGCCAAGGUCGAUGGCAGCCUCAAGACCCAAAGCGACUUCGAGACCGAGUUCUCGACUGCUAAGAACCUCGUUGGAACCGACAAUGCCUUCACCAGUGCCCGUCUGUACACCAUGAUUCAGGGUGGCACCACCAACGGCCCUAUCGAGGCCAUUCCCGCCGCUAUCAAGGAGAAGACCACCCUUCUCCUUGGUCUCUGGGCUUCCGGUGGUGACAUGAGCAACGAGAUUGCUGCUCUCACAACCGCCAUCUCCACCUACGGCGAUGCCUUCACUGACCUCGUCGUUGGUAUCUCCGUCGGCAGCGAGGAUCUUUACCGUAACUCCGUCAUCGGUUCCAAGUCCAACGCCGGUCCCGGUGUUGAACCCACCGAGCUCGCUGACUACAUCAACCAGGUCCGCUCCGCCAUCUCCGGUACUUCCCUGAGCGGUGCCCCUAUCGGCCACGUCGACACCUGGAACUCAUGGACCAACGGCUCUAACUCGGCCGUCGUCGAGGCCGUCGAUUGGCUUGGUUUCGAUGGAUACCCUUACUACGAGAACACUGACCCCAACUCCAUCGACGAUGCCAAGGCUCUCUUCAACAAGGGCGUUGAGAAGACCAAGGCUAUCGCCGGCGGAAAGGAGGUCUGGAUCACCGAGACUGGCUGGCCCACUACUGGUGCCACUGAAAACCUCGCUGUCGCCAACAUCCCCAACGCUAAGCAGUACUGGGACGAGGUUGCCUGCCCUCUUCUCGGUGUUACCAACACCUGGUGGUACAUCCUUGAGGAUGCCGGUACUACCGCCCCCAGCUUCGGUGUCACUGGUUCUUCCACCGACACCACCCCUCUGUACGACCUGAGCUGCAAGGCCUCAUCUUCCAGCUCUGCUGUCGGUUCUUCCAGCACCUCGGCCUCAGGCUUCUCUUCCGCCGCUUCUGCUACCUCCACUGCCUCUGCUGGCUCUGGUUCCGGCUCUGGCUCCGGCUCCUCUGGCUCUGGUUCCGGCUCUGGCUCCUCUGGCUCUGGCUCCUCCGGCUCUGGCUCUGGCUCCGGUUCCGCUAGCUCCUCCGUCGGUCCUUCCUCCGCAGCUGUGACCAGCGGCACCCGCCCCUCCACCAAGCCCAAGUCCAAGAGCGCUUCUGCCUCCGCCUCCGCUUCCGGUGUCCCCUCUAGCUCCGGCUCUGGCUCUUCCCCUGUUGCCACUGGCGGCAGUAACCUCGGCUCCGGCAACUCUGGCUCUGGCUCUGGUUCCGACUCUUCUUCCUCCCCCUCCGCCUCCACCCUCCCCGCCAGCUCUGCCACCCGUGUCGCUGGCUCUGCUGCCGGUGCCCUGGUGAUUGCUCUCGCUCUUGCUUUCACUUUCUAA
Penicillium robsamsonii is the source of this 1428-nucleotide messenger RNA. It is a transcript of the gene bgt2, whose product is annotated as GPI-anchored beta-1,3-endoglucanase EglC. The transcript has a single exon. The record is from RefSeq and is a predicted model, not a curated record. NCBI's taxonomy places the organism in Eukaryota, Fungi, Ascomycota, Eurotiomycetes, Eurotiales, Aspergillaceae. Gene Ontology annotation, cellular component: cell surface; fungal-type cell wall; extracellular region. Gene Ontology annotation, molecular function: 1,3-beta-glucanosyltransferase activity; glucan endo-1,3-beta-D-glucosidase activity. Gene Ontology annotation, biological process: cell wall organization; carbohydrate metabolic process. Bases 1 to 1428 code for a protein of 475 amino acids.